Messenger RNA from Trypanosoma theileri, 1743 nucleotides. Its product is annotated as a44l protein-like protein. Bases 1 to 1743 code for a protein of 580 amino acids. Gene Ontology annotation, molecular function: ATP binding; ATP hydrolysis activity. NCBI's taxonomy places the organism in Eukaryota, Euglenozoa, Kinetoplastea, Trypanosomatida, Trypanosomatidae. The transcript has a single exon. The record is from RefSeq and is a predicted model, not a curated record.
AUGAGUUCUUUUUUUGAUGUUCCAGAGCGAAAUGUACUGAAGGAGGCCAACCAAAACAGUUCCCGUUGUUUCGCUUCUUCACCCAAUGUACUGGGUAUCCUUCGCCCAGAGCAAUCUAUGGGUGAAGCUCCGCUCUUUCUCUUAGUACUAUUUCUUGCUUUUUUAUUUCUGUCAGGUCCAAGCAGGGCGAUAUGGGAUCAUUUGAUGGUCAAGUUGAGACGACGCCGAGGAGAACUUAGAGGGGAAGUAGUGCGUACUAUUACGGGUGAAUUUCACCGUGGAGACUCUCAAUACCGCUGGAGCGAAGAUAGAGGAAGUAGUCAUAGUGGAGUCCUUUUUAAUGCCGUUUUACUGCGUAUUGCUAGUGAUGGGGAGAAUUUUAUGAAAGGAAAUAUAUGGAAAGCCGAAAAAUGGCUUGACAAACCUUCAGUAUUGUUUCUUUUUGAUCCACUCAAAAGUGAUUCACACUUGGUUCUGGGUUCAUCUUCAUUCGAACCUGUUGGAUAUUAUCAUGCAAAUGUCGAAUAUCGUGCUUUUCAGGAACGAAGUCAGCUAUAUAGAUAUACAGUUCUGAGGCUUCCAACAGCAGGUUCGUGGAUAUCACUUUCUGACAACAUUGAAGUAACUUAUCAACGGCGAAGAGUGAAUGGGGAAAAAGUAGAGAAGGUUGAUCACACACUAUAUUUAAAGGCCCAGGGUCAAAAAAGUGCUGAGAGAUUGGAGAGUUUUGUGCAACAGUCUAUUCAAGAAUAUGUUACGAGGUUACCAGUUGCUGUGGGAGCCCAGAAAUAUUACUUUCACAUGCAGAACGAUGGAAAGAUGUUACGCUUUAAAAAACAACCUCUUGGGAUUUUUAACUCGUUUGAUACAAUGUUCUUCAAACAGAAAAAAAAUGUAAUAGAUUUACUUGACCGUUUUUUAGAAAAACGAGGACGAUUUGCUGUUGAAGGAUUUCCUCAUAAAAUUGGUUUUUUUGUGUACGGUUCACAGGGGACGGGCAAAACAUCAUUUGCUACCGCAGUGGCGGCUUACACGGGUCGUCACGUGAUUUCUGUGGAUGUAUCUAUGAUUUCCACAAAUAAACAACUAUAUGAUAUAUUCCUUAGUCGUAGUCUUCAUUGCAUCGGUGAAGUUCGACCAUUUACAUUCGAGUUCGCUGACGUUAUAUUUCUUCUUGAUGACACGGAUCCGAUGGAGAAAUUAGUACAAUCUCGCGAUUCAAAUGAAAAUAAUGUGAAAGAAGAUAUAUUCGACACCAAAGCGUUAUCACUUAUUAGCAAGUGUAAAAUAAUGUCAACUGACAAGGUAAGUCUUUCAGCUUUUCUCAACGUUCUUGAUGGUGUGGUUGAAACUCCCUCCCGCAUUAUGAUUAUGGCUACGCGUAAUCCUAAAGGUUUUGAUCCUGCUUUACUAAGGCCUGGUCGCUUUGGAUACAAAGUUCAUAUGGAACAAAUGCAUUUGCCAGAAUUGAUAGAGUUAUUGGGACUUUAUUUCGGUACAGAAGAAACAAUCAAGAAGGCACGUUACACCAACGUAGUAAAGGAAUAUUAUGGAUAUGAUGAAGCAAGUAAACCAUUACGGCGAUUAUCACGUAAAGAUAAGGCGCGCGUGGAACAGUGUGUUUCGUCACUAGAACCUACAGGUUUUGUUAUAAGCGGUGCAAUAGCUCAGUCUAUAUGUUUUUCUUCUACUUCUCUUGAUUCCUUUUUGGAUAAUUUGCAGCACCAUCUCAGAAACAAAUAA